Molecule: messenger RNA, 1275 nt
Organism: Salvia hispanica
Lineage: Eukaryota; Viridiplantae; Streptophyta; Magnoliopsida; Lamiales; Lamiaceae
Product: E3 ubiquitin-protein ligase DIS1-like
Biological process (GO): multicellular organism development; ubiquitin-dependent protein catabolic process
Cellular component (GO): cytoplasm
Molecular function (GO): protein binding; ubiquitin protein ligase activity; zinc ion binding
Source: RefSeq, a predicted model, not a curated record
UUGUUCCAACUUCCAUCCUUACAUGCCAUUUGCCAGCCCACCACAAAACUCCAAAAUCCUCUUCCUCUUCUUCUUGCUCUCAACAUAAUUCACAUUUCUCAUAAUCUUGGUGUCCCAGAACGAGCACUACAGAUUUUUAAUUUCAAAACAGUUUAUUUUUACAGUCAAGGUAAGGUUAUAAUCGUGUGUGCUGCCUAUGGCAAGUGGACCUUCCUAUUUCGAUGACCCUCGAAAUAAACCCGAGGUCAUUGAUCCACCCCCAAAAGAAGAUGUGUUAGACAUUCGUGAGAAUGUGAAUGAGAAUGCUCAAAGCGCCCUAAAGCCUAAUCCAGCUGUUACAAGCGGUGUUCGUGAGCUCCUCGACUGUCCAGUUUGCUUGAACGCCAUGUACCCUCCCAUUAGUCAGUGUUCCAACGGUCACACAUUGUGUUCUGCGUGCAAACCUAGGAUGCACAACCGCUGUCCAACGUGCAGACAUGAACUCGGAAACAUCAGAUGUCUUGCUUUGGAGAAGGUAGCUGCGUCUCUUGAGCUUCCCUGUAAAUAUCAAGGUUUUGGGUGUAUCGGCAUCCAUCCAUACUACAGCAAGCUUAAGCAUGAAUCUCAAUGUGCUUUUCGACCUUACAAUUGCCCUUACGCUGGCUCAGACUGCUCUGCAGUUGGUGAUAUUCCGUUUCUUGUCAGCCACCUCAAAGACGACCACAAAGUAGACAUGCACAACGGGAGCACUUUCAACCAUCGCUAUGUCAAAUCCAAUCCUCACGAGGUCGAGAACGCCACGUGGAUGCUUACGGUUUUCAGUUGUUUCGGGCAGUAUUUCUGUCUGCAUUUCGAAGCGUUUCAGCUGGGAAUGGCACCAGCGUACAUUGCAUUUCUGCGGUUCAUGGGUGAUGACAACGAGGCUAAAAACUACAGCUACAGCCUCGAGGUUGGAGGUAACGGAAGGAAGGUGGUGUGGCAGGGAGUUCCCCGGAGCAUCAGGGAGAGCCACCGUAAGGUUCGCGACAGUUUUGAUGGUCUUAUCGUUCAACGAAACAUGGCGCUCUUCUUCUCUGGUGGCGACAGAAAGGAGCUGAAACUCAGAGUCACCGGUAGGAUCUGGAAGGAGCAGUAGUGUAAAGGCCAUGUUUAUGUCUGAAGUUUAGGAGGCAAACUCUCUUUGCUUGUCUAUGCAUCAAUGAAUUUGUAGUAGUAUUGUUGUUUUGGUGAAGCCAUGGUGAAAGAGUUUGUUUCUAGAAACUAAUAUUAGUAGUAAUUCAUAAUUUCAUCACUGUG